UGUCACUUUCGGAGAAGGGGAGGCUUCCAGGCAAGUCAAAACUAGGUUCUUGGUGAUCGACUGCAAAACCCUGUACAACUGCAUCAUCGGACGCCCCACUCUGGCCGAACUGACCGCCGUACCCUCCACAGUCCACCUGAAGAUGAAGUUCUACACGAGGACCGGACGAGUGGCCACCAUCAACGCCGAUAUCGAAGCAGCCAGAAGAAUCUUCGACGCUUCCGUCAAAGGAUUAGAACUGAUCGCUCCGCCGACCAGCUCCAACAAAAAGCCAAGGGCCGAAGACAAGCAUCCUCGAGAAGACCAGCAUCAGACAACCAACGUCAGCUCGGUCGACCUGGACGCCCGGUUUGCAGAAGAAGAACAAAAGACUGGGGAAGAGUCGAGAUCUAAAUCACCUCACCCCUUCCGACCAGUUCCGGACGGAGAUUUCGAGCUGGUCCCCUUGGGCGAAAACCCUGACAAAGCAGUGAAAAUCGGUAAGGGGAUCCCAGACCUUCCGAGGAAGCAGCUCAUAGCCUGUCUUCGAGCCAAUGCUGAUCUGUUCGCUUGGAGCGCCGCGGAAAUGCCCGGACUCGACCCUGAGGUCGCCUGCCACCACCUCUCCAUCAAUCCAGCCGCAAAGGCCGUAGUUCAACGUAGGCGUCGGCAGUCUCCCGAGAAAGCGGAGGCUGCCGAGAAAGCUGUAAAAGACCUCUUAGAGGCAAAUUUUAUUUCCGAGGCCAAGUAUUCAACUUGGCUCUCAAACGUUGUACUUGUUAAGAAAUCUAAUGGAAAAUGGAGAAUGUGUGUUGAUUAUACUGAUGUUAACCGGGCAUGUCCAAAAGACGCCUAUCCGUUACCAAACAUUGAUAGACUGGUCGACAACUCGGCCGGCUAUAAAUUAUUAUCUUUUAUGGAUUCUUAUUCAGGUUACAACCAGAUCCCGAUGGCGAGGAGCGACAAGCAGUACACGGCGUUCAUGACCGAGUCGGGCAAUUACUACUACAACGUAAUGCCCUUCGGUCUCAAAAACGCGGGCUCCACGUAUCAACGGAUGAUGAACAAAGUGUUCCAAGGGGAGAUCGGCGAUACCCUCGAGGUAUACAUGGACGAUAUGAUCGUCAAGUCUCGGGGGGACACCGACCACACCUCCCAUCUCGAGCGCUAUGAGAGCAGGAAGGCGUUAAAAGCUCAGGCGCUGGCGGACUUCGUAGCCGAAAUGACCUCUAUCACCGACUCACCCUACGCAACUAAAGACAAGUGGACCAUCUACGUAGAUGGCGCCUCAAGCAGCUCGGGCAGCGGGGCUGGCAUUAUCUUGGAAAACGGCGAGGGUCUUAUCAUAGAAGUAUCUUUAGUCCUCUCCUUCAACACGUCAAACAACCAGGCCGAGUAUGAAGCCCUCCUCGCGGGACUGCGACUCGCCGAGGACAUAGGAGCACGAGAGGUCAAGAUCUACACUGAUUCCCAACUCGUCGCAUCUCAUAUCAGCGGCGAGUACCAAGCCAAAAACGACGUGCUCGCCGAAUAUCUCACGCUCGUCAAAGAUAAGAUGAAAAAAUUCGCCAAAGCGGAAGUUGAGCAUAUCCCCCGAGAACACAAUUCGCGCGCCGACAUACUGUCCAAACUUGCGAGCACGAGAAAGAAAGGGGGAAACAAAUCGGUUAUCCAAGAAAUUCUGCCCAGGUCAAGUGUAGGCGAAAACGCGCGAGCUCCACAGAUAUUCGCCAUCGGGGACGACCAAUGCUGGAUGACCCCAGUGUACAACUUCCUCACAAAAGACGAGCUCCCCGCCGACGCGAAAGAAGCCUCAACAAUUAAGAGACGAGCGUGCUCAUACACUAUCCUCGAAAAUAAGCUAUACCGACGAGGUUUCUCCAUCGCCUCCUUAAAUGCAUCGACGCCUCGCAAGCACUAG
This is a messenger RNA of Vicia villosa (hairy vetch), 1900 nucleotides long. RefSeq lists its product as uncharacterized. Gene Ontology annotation, molecular function: nucleic acid binding; RNA-DNA hybrid ribonuclease activity. Lineage: Eukaryota; Viridiplantae; Streptophyta; Magnoliopsida; Fabales; Fabaceae. The transcript has 2 exons. The record is from RefSeq and is a predicted model, not a curated record. The coding region runs from base 143 to 1900 and encodes 585 amino acids.